Molecule: messenger RNA, 1614 nt
Organism: Parnassius mnemosyne (clouded apollo)
Lineage: Eukaryota; Metazoa; Arthropoda; Insecta; Lepidoptera; Papilionidae
Source: the annotation of a GenBank genome assembly
AUGAUUGAGGGAAUGGUGAAGGAUGGUGUUAUUGAACCUUCAUCUAGUCCAUGGUGUUCACCUGUGGUGCUGGUAAAGAAGAAGGACGGCAGCAUGCGGUUUUGUGUUGACUACCGCCGCCUGAACGACGUUACGAAGAAGGACAGAUAUCCCUUGCCUAGAAUUGAUGACACGCUGGACAUGCUCACAGGCGUAAAGUGGUUUAGUACGCUGGACCUGAAACGUGGCUACUGGCAGGUUGAAAUUGACCCUAAGGACAAGGAGAAAACUGCAUUCUCCACAGGAAAGGGUCUGUGGCAAUUUAAAGUCAUGCCGUUUGGAUUGUGCAAUGCUCCAGCAACGUUUGAAAGGUUGAUGGAGCUUGUACUUACCGGGCUAAUUGGAGAUGCCUGUCUGGUCUAUUUGGAUGACAUCAUCAUCGUAGGCCGUACGUUUGAGGAACACCUUCAAAACCUGGAACGCGUGUUCAUGAAGAUCCAGAGUGCCAACCUCAAGUUGAGUCCGAAGAAGUGCUCACUAUUCAAACGGCAAGUUAGUUUUUUGGGGUAUGUAGUGUCGGAAGAAGGUAUCCGCACGGAUCCAGAGAAAGUUGCCGCUGUCAAGGAGUGGCCGAUUCUAAAAGACAAGACACAGGUUAGAGCAUUUUUGGGAGCUCAAGAACCGUCAAAAACACCUAUUUUGGGGUACCCUGAUGCGGGCAAGGAAUUCAUAGUUGACACAGACGCAAGUGAUAUAGGACUUGGCGGUGUGUUGUCUCAACGGAAUGGUGAUCAAGAGAUUGUGAUAGCGUACUUCAGCAAGUCGUUGUCAAAGCCGGAAAGGAACUAUUGUGUCACAAGACGGGAAUUGCUUGCUGUGGUAAAGUCCUUGCAGCAUUUUAGCAAAUAUCUUCUGGGGCGGAAAUUCCACUUACGAACUGACCAUGCUGCACUGAAAUGGCUAUUGCAGUUCAAAAAUCCGGAAGGACAAGUUGCGAGAUGGAUUGAACUACUACAGGAAUACGACUUUGUGAUCGAACAUCGCAGCGGGAAAUCUCAUGGCAAUGCAGAUGCAUUGUCAAGAAGACCUUGCCCUGAAGAUUGCAAGCAUUGUACUAGGCAAGAGGGUAAGGAAGUGGUAUCUGUGAGGAUGCUCAGGACAGACCAGCUCAGCAAUGAGUGGAAGGACAGCCUACAACAUGCACAGCAGGAAGAUUCGGAUAUUAAGCCGAUUCUGGAAUGGAUGAAGGCCAGUGCUCCUAAGCCCAAGUGGAGCGACGUCUCAGCAAUGAGUUCGACCACGAAAAGCUAUUGGGCCCAAUGGGACAGCUUGCUGAUUCAGGAUGGAGUCCUGUGCCGUAAAUGGGAAAAUGGUCGGGGAAACAGUUGUCAUUUGCAAAUGGUUGUUCCUAAGGCUAAAGUACCGGAUGUUCUACAGCUGUACCAUAGUGGUUGUUCAGGAGGCCACCUGGGAGUUAAACGAACUCUACUGAAAAUCCGAGAACGGUUUUACUGGGUCCACUGUCGCGACGAUGUCGAGGACUGGUGCCGCAAAUGUACAAGUUGUGCGGCUGUAAAGGGACCUCAAAUUCGUAGUAGAGGCGCAUUGAAAUUGUACAAUGUUGGUGCACCAUGA